UCCGCCUCUUCGGCCACGCCCCCUUUUUCCCCUUCCUGCCUCGUUGGUCACAGACGCGAUCGUGGCAGGGAAGGCCGAAGGACAGGAAGGAUAUAAAAAGGGCAGCGCUGUUUAUCCAGGGAAUGUAAACAGUGCCAGCCCAAUCACCAACAGGUGUUCACGACGCGUGGGAAUGUGGAUCAACGUUCUCACUGUAAUAUGAAACCGACAAUUUAUCAGUGACGAACUAAAAACAAAAACUAAUAAGACUGAGAAACAGGUCCGAGCAACAGGUGAUUUUCAACGUUCACUUCCUCAAAAACUAAGCCCUGCAAAUUAUUAAAGGCCUUCGCAAUGGGAUCCUUCAUCGGCCACGCUGUCCCGGGCACUUUCUUCUUCUUCUUCGGGAUGUGGUUCACGUACCGGAUGUUCCAGCGGUAUUUCCUGUGCCAGGUGGCGGCAGCGGGGGGGGAGAAGUGCUGCAGCAGAUACCAAAACAUCUCGUCCUUCACGUGCCCUGGGUGCCCUGGCCUCCCCCUCGAGGGCGUCCUCAAGAUCAUCGCCGUCGUCGUCGGCAUGACUGGUGAAUUCGCCACUGCCUUCGACGAGGGCAGAUUCACGCACAUCGGGAACGCGCAACACAUGACCAUGUUCUUCUUCUUCGGUCUGAACGGAGUCAUGGACGUUCUCACGCACUACCGCAUCCCCGUGCCGCCCGACAUGGACUACGUGUCUGCCGUUCUGGCCUUCAGCAUGGAGGCGCUGCUCUUCUACUACCACCUGCAUGGCCGCAGUCACAUGGACGUGCAGGUCCAUAUGCUGCUGUUCUACGUCGUGUUGGCCUGCGCGGUGUCCACAGCCUUGGAGAUGUGCUACAAGAACAACGUCUUGCCGGCUCUCUGUCGGAGCUACUUCACGCUUCUGCAGGGCACUUGGUUCUACCAGAUCGGGUUCAUCCUGUACUCUCCGUGGGGCCCGACGUGGGACCAGGAGGACCACGGCCAGAUGAUGGUAGUGACGAUGCUCUUCACAUGGCACAAUGCCACCAUCUUCGUCAUCAUGGCCCUGGCUGGCUCGCUCAUCUACCUGCGGGUGAAGGCGAAGGGGCCCGCGGCCAUGUAUCACGGUCUCCACGGGCCUCUGCGGAUGCCUAAGAUGGAUGCUGAGCAGAUCAAGAAUAUGAUAGUCGAUUCGGAAGAGGAAGAAGUCUAAAAUUGUCAAUUUAUUUAUUUUUAUUUUUUCCUGGUUGUAGAUAUAAGUUAUCAUUUAUUGGUCUUUUAAUUCCCAGGGAUUGGUAUAAGGUGUGGCUGAGAUUAGGUGAAGAAGAGGAUGACAAAAGCAUAAAUGGAAUGGCGAAGCGGACGGUAUAUCAGAUUAAUUUUACCUAGAUUUAAGAUAGAGAGGGUGAGUGGAGUAUUUUCCUCAACUAAAGCGAAAUAUCUGCGUGUCCUUUCGAUUUUGCAUGAAUGGAGGCCAUGCUAGAUUGAUUGGAAACUAAAUUUACGAGACUUCUUCAAGUCUUUUUAUAAUAUAGUUAAAAAGAAAAUCUAACUACACGAAAAGGAAUUUUAUCCUUAUUCCAGUUUGCAGAGAAACAUUUGUGUAAUAUUUCUGUGUUCUUUAUAAUAAUGUAUUGAUUCUCUGAGGAGCUGAUGAAAACUGUAGAAGGGAUGAUGGUAGAAACUAUAAGUAACAAUAUACUGUCUUGGAAGAUCAAAUGUAACGAUAUUAAGAAAACCCGGGAUAUGAAACAACUGCACCAGUUGUUUACAAACAUGCCGAUAUCGGCUCGAACCUCAGAUUUAGAUUAUAAUAAUCUUUAUGUGUCAAAGAUGUUCUGAUGCACCUCUGGUUCCCGUCGCACCUGGCAUCCCCCUUGUACUCUGUAUAAUAAGGAAAAGUGCAUUGG
This is a messenger RNA of Penaeus monodon (black tiger shrimp), 1888 nucleotides long. Its product is annotated as transmembrane protein 45B-like. The record is from RefSeq and is a predicted model, not a curated record. Lineage: Eukaryota; Metazoa; Arthropoda; Malacostraca; Decapoda; Penaeidae.